CGCGGGCUCCGGGACUGGCCGCGGGAUGAUGGAAAUGUAAACAGUCGAUAACAGACUUUUAUGAUAAUGGGAAAAAUAAGUUAGGGAGAAAAAAAUGCAUAAGAUUACUUGGUAUUUAUUUUUCUAUCUUUAUUUGAAAGCUGGAGCAAUAUAAUUGCAAUGAACUUUCGCGCCUGCUGUAUUAUUUAUAGCGGAUUCCAGGAGCAGGUAUGCACACGAGACACUACGCAGAUUUCCAUGACAACAGUCUCAGAUACAAAAUGGUGGACGAAGUUUAAUAGGAAAAUCAUACAACAGGCGGAGGUAUUUUGACUAAAUAUAUUAUAACGAUAGGACUGGGGCUCCACUAGAUAGCCAUGUCUUCAAUUACGAAGACCGUAGUCCAGGGAAAUCGUAGCUUGGAGGAUGUUUACGAAAGCGAGGCACACCAAAUUGUAGACGAAGCCAUCGAUAACGCAUUGAAAAGGUUGAUAGGUUCUGAUGGCAUUCGAGUCAGGGGAGAAUCCGCUGAGCCAGAGGAAGAAAAAGACGAUAUUGACCCCGAUACAGGCGCUACUAUACCAAACGUUAAAUGGAUGAGCGCUGAAAGCUUUACCGUGGCGGGGGGACUAGUAAAGAUUGAAGAGUUUAUUAAGACUUGGGAGCGAGAUGGGAGCUGGCUUUACUGCAUUGACUUCCUGCGAGAAGAGGACCACCCUUACAGUAAAAGGUACCGUUAUGCUGUCAAGUGGAGUAUACCGACACGGAGAAAGCCCAUCCCUCGUGCUACUGCCUCUGUCUAUUUCACUCUGGAGGUCAGCAAGUUUAAGCCAACGACCUUCCCUGUUGCUGUUUAUUUCAUCUUUGAAACCCAUCGUCUUGUGCACAGACCGGGCAAGACAAAGUUCAGAGAGAAAUGGCUGAAGGACAUUAUUGAAAGCAAGAUAAAGAUGAUGAAUGCAGUGUAUUUCUGAAUUUAUCAUUGUAACUCUUUAAAUAAUGGUGAAUGAGAGAAGCAAUGAUUGUAUGUAUGUAGGGGUAGGGUUUGUAAAUAAUAAUAUAACAACCUUUUGUGCUUGA
Molecule: messenger RNA, 1059 nt
Organism: Nematostella vectensis (starlet sea anemone)
Lineage: Eukaryota; Metazoa; Cnidaria; Anthozoa; Actiniaria; Edwardsiidae
Product: A-kinase anchor protein 14
Exons: 4
Coding region: 357-953 (198 amino acids)
Cellular component (GO): cAMP-dependent protein kinase complex
Molecular function (GO): protein kinase A regulatory subunit binding
Source: RefSeq, a predicted model, not a curated record